UUUUUUGUUAAACGGAGGAAGUUAAAUUUUUCAUUUUAAGGUCAAAAGUAAGCGACGAGGAUCUUAUGGCGACUCCAUACACUCAGGUACUUCCCCCNCCACGUCACCAACACUUUCCAAAACGGAACCCAACUUCCAAAACUGUCAAUAACGACCGGUAUUUUCAAAAUCACCCGCUAAUUUUACUCAUCGAAAAAUGCCACAGCAUCAAGCAGCUCAAACAAAUUCAUGCUCAAAUGCUCCGUAUUGGGCUCUUCUUCGACCCCUUUUCAGCUAGCAAACUCAUCGAAGCUUCUGCUUUAUCACAUUUCUCUAGUCUCAAUUAUGCCCACCAAGUGUUCGAUCAAAUUCCUCAACCAAAUCUAUUUUCUUGGAACGCGGUUAUUCGUGCUUAUUCUUCUAGCCCGGACCCAAUGCAGAGUAUCUUGAUGUUUGUUAAUAUGAUUUGUGACGGUUGUGAGUUUCCGAGUAAAUUUACUUACCCAUUUGUGUUCAAAGCAUCUGCAAAGAUGAAAGCUUUUCGAUUCGGUAGAGGACUUCAUGGGAUGGUAGUUAAAGGGAAAAGGGUUGGUUUUGAUGUAUUUGUCUGUAAUUCUUUGAUUCAUUUUUAUGCUGAUUGUGGAUGUUUGGAUUCGGCAUAUUUGUUUUUUGAGAGUAUGCAGACAAGGGAUGUUGUUUCUUGGAAUACGAUGAUAUUGGGUUUUGUUGAAGGCGGUUGUGUUGAUGAGGCAUUGAAGAUGUUUGAUAGGAUGGGGGAGGAGAAUGUGAGGCCUAAUGAUGUGACCAUGAUGGCGGUUUCUUCUGCUUGUGGGAAGAAGAUGGAUUUGGAGUUUGGUAGAUGGGUGCACACGUUUAUUGAGAGGAAUGGGAUUAAGGAGAGCUUAAUUUUAGAUAAUGCGAUUCUUGAUAUGUAUGUGAAAUGUGGGAGCACUGAGGAUGCUGAAAGAUUGUUUGACAAGAUGGGGGAUAAGGAUGUUUUUUCUUGGACAACUAUGCUUGUUGGAUAUGCAAGGGCGGGAAAUUUUGUUGCAGCAAGAAGUGUUUUAAAUACGAUGCCUAGCCAAGAUAUUGCUGCUUGGAAUGCUCUUAUCUCAGCUUAUGAGCAGAGUGGCAAACCAAAGGAGGCUUUAGCUGUUUUCAAUGAGUUGCAGCUCCACAAGAAGGCAGAACCUGAUGAGGUAACUCUUGUCUGUGCGCUAUCUGCAUGUGCUCAGUUGGGUGCAAUCGAUUUAGGUAGGUGGAUUCAUGUGUACAUGAAGAAGCUAGGAAUAAAAUUAAACUGUCACCUUACUACUGCACUGAUCGACAUGUAUUCCAAGUGCGGGGAUGUGGAAAAAGCACUUGCAAUAUUCGAUUCUGUCAAUAUUAGAGAUGUGUUUGUAUGGAGUGCUAUGGUUGCUGGCUUAGCAAUGCAUGGGCGUGGCGAAGAAGCAAUAAGUUUGUUCUUGAAAAUGCAAGAACACAAGGUCAAGCCUAAUUCCGUUACGCUCAUAAACGUAUUAUGUGCUUGCAGCCACUCAGGAUUGGUGGAGGAGGGGCGGGCAAUCUUUAACCAAAUGGUGAACGCUUAUGGGAUUGUUCCAGGGGUAAAACAUUACGCUUGCUUAGUUGAUAUACUUGGCCGUGCAGGUGAACUGGAAGAAGCUGAAGAACUGAUAAAUAAUAUGCCAGUAACCCCUGGUUCAACAGUUUGGGGUGCUCUGCUUGGGGCAUGUAGAUUACACGGCAAUCUUGAACUAGCCGAACAAGCUUGUAACCGUUUACUUGAGUUGGAACCUGAAAAUCAUGGUGCAUAUGUAACUUUAUCCAAUAUUUAUGCGAAAUCAGGGAAAUGGGACGAGGUUUCCAUGUUAAGGAAGCAUAUGAGAGAAUGUGGAUUGAAGAAAGAACCAGGUUGUAGCUCAAUUGAGGUCAACAGUGUUGUUCAUCAGUUUCUAGUGGGAGAUACUGCUCACCCUCAGUCACAGAAAAUCUAUGCGAAAUUGGAUGAGAUUGCAACUAGACUGAAGCAUGUAGGUUAUGUUUCCAACAAGUCACAGAUACUGCAACUUGUUGAAGAAGAAGAUAUGCAGGAACAAGCGCUAAAUCUUCACAGUGAAAAACUAGCCAUGGCAUUUGGACUUAUCAGUGUGGCUCCAUCUCAACCAAUUCAUAUCGUUAAGAAUUUACGUGUAUGUGGGGACUGCCACGCUGUUGCCAAGCUUCUCUCCAAGAUUUAUGAUCGAGAAAUACUAUUGAGGGAUCGGUACCGGUUCCAUCAUUUUAAAGAGGGGAACUGCUCAUGUAAGGACUACUGGUGAGUUUUAGAAUUCACUUCAUAGUACUACAGAGACAGGAUGUUACUUUUUAUAUAUUGCCUCCCUAUGGAAUUAAUAGCUCAGGCAGGUCGCGCUGAUGAUUGCAAAUAUGUUGUUAAUUAGCAUGUAGAUGAAACAUGAUGUAGAUUAGACACACUGAUAGGAACUGUCAUAUAAAGCCACCAAUGUACUUAUUUCUUUCACGUUGUCUA
Molecule: messenger RNA, 2509 nt
Organism: Capsicum annuum
Lineage: Eukaryota; Viridiplantae; Streptophyta; Magnoliopsida; Solanales; Solanaceae
Product: pentatricopeptide repeat-containing protein At2g29760, chloroplastic
Exons: 2
Coding region: 66-2300 (744 amino acids)
Biological process (GO): RNA modification
Molecular function (GO): protein binding; RNA binding; zinc ion binding
Source: RefSeq, a predicted model, not a curated record